UUUGGGAGUCUAAUAGGAAGAAGAAGAAGCAACAAGCCCAUGGAGGAUCUUCAAGAUCAGCCAAUGAAAACCAAGGGGACAACUUUCGGGGCACCCGCUACGAGCACAUUCCCCUCUCGCUCGACUACGGCGUUCAGUCGCUGGUUCUCGAUCAUGGACCCACGCGGACGUCCAUUUACGGGAGUUUGCCGGUGAUCAAGGGCGAGGUGGUGAAGCACAUCGAAGUUCUUGACCCAGAGGCGACCACCCUGCUUGAUGUGAUGGUCAAGGGUGGGGAGAGGAAUAAAAGCGGUCGCUGCCUAGGAGACAUCAACUCUAGCCGCACCGGCAUGACCUGGCUCAGCUUUCCCGAGGUGCUGAAACGCAGCAAGCACCUGGCGGACGGCUUCUUGCAGCUCGGCCUGAAACCAGGCCCCAGCUCAAAGGUGGGCAUCUUCUCGAAGAACAGCGCCCAGUACCUGAUCACCGAGCUCGCCUGCUACCGCCACUCAAUGGUGGGCGUGCCCAUGUACGCCAGCUACGGCGCAGAGGUGUGCGGCUUCAUUGCCGGUCAGUGCGAAAUUACCACCAUCUACGCAGACACGGUGGAACGG
This is a messenger RNA of Rhagoletis zephyria (snowberry fruit fly), 593 nucleotides long. The record is from RefSeq and is a predicted model, not a curated record. NCBI's taxonomy places the organism in Eukaryota, Metazoa, Arthropoda, Insecta, Diptera, Tephritidae.